Messenger RNA from Arabidopsis arenosa, 1033 nucleotides. Lineage: Eukaryota; Viridiplantae; Streptophyta; Magnoliopsida; Brassicales; Brassicaceae. The record is from the annotation of a GenBank genome assembly.
AUGUGAUCAGAGGAGAAGUAUCAGCGACUAUCAGUUUCUUUUCCCUGCAGUUGACUUUUCACUGAUAGAAAGCUAGGAAGACAAGUUAUGGAAGGCUGAUGUUAGAGAAACAAUUGAAGAACUUGCAGCUAGAGGAAAAAGGUUCCUGAACUGGUAUAUUUUCUUUUCUACCUAAACUCUAGGAGAUUAGUUAUUUUUAAUGGAUUGUACAGAACGUGAAUCCUCUCCGCUUCCUCGGCACUGUUAGUUUGAUAAGUAGAAGUUGGCAUCAAAUAGGAUCAAUCUCUGAUGAAAGAAGAUUCUUUCCAUGUAGAAUUUAAGCUAUGGACAAGGAAAGAGAAAGAGAUAGCGAUUGUGACACACAGUGGUUUCUUGUUUCACACAUUGAAUGCACUACAAAACGAGUGUCAUCCAGAUGUUAAGAAGGAAAUUUGCAGCCACUUUGCGAAUUGUGAGCUACGUUCAAUGGUCAUCGUUGAUAGAAGUAUGUUGGGAUCAGACACUUCGGUGACUGAUUAUUUAGGAAAGAUUCCAAAGGGGAGUGACCUUCCAAGUGAUGCUGUUGUAGAUGAUAACAACAUCAAAGUUGAGUGAUUCUUUAUGGACACUGCAUUGUCUUCAACUUUCUAUUUAUCUAUAUUACACAAAUCCCUUCUUUGUUGUAUGCAACUCUCUUAUUAGUCUUACUAUUGACUUAUUGAGUUAAAGAUAUUUUGCUAGUUGGCUUAAUUGGGACUUGGGUCAUAAUGUUGUGUUUUUGGUAAAACAAUAACGGAUGGAAAUGUUUUAAAACCUUAUCCCAAAGAUUUUCAUCCAUCCUUUCCACAGCAUAUCUGUAAGUAGACAGCAUUGAUGAGUGCCCCAAACAAAAGCACUGCACGAUGCAAGUUUUUCACAUACCUAGCGUUUGCAGUUUCAACAAUGACUUCUUCUUAUUUGUGACAUUGAUGAGCUCUCAUCACAUUGACAAGUCCAAGUCGGUUUCUGAAAAGUUAGGCUUAAAGCCAAAGGAUGAUAAAAGACCCAGUUACCU